GGAAAGACGUCCUCAUUCCUCACACACUGCUUAAAUGUCCACCGCUGCCUGCGCCGAGCCACCAGGGGCGCCUCCGCCUCGGCCGCCUCUAAUUCCCUCACUCCCCGACGACGUGGCUUUGAAUAUCUUAGCACGAAUUCCAAGAUGCUACCAUCCAACCCUCUCUUUAGUCUCCAAACAAAUGAGGUCUCUGGUCUCCUCCCCUUCGCUCUACACCGCCCGUUCCCUCCUCCCCUGCACCCAGCAUUUUCUCUACCUCUCCAUCCGCUUUCGGGAGAGCCCUUCUCUCCACUUCUACACUCUCCAUCAAGGCCCAACAAAAAAUCCCAAAAAUACCCUCAUCCCGCUUCCGCCGAUCCCUUCACCUUCCCUCGUGGGCUCCGCUGUCGCCACCGUGGAUCACACGAUCUAUGUCAUCGGCGGUUCCAUCAACGAUGUCCCUUCACCCCGCGUGUGGUCCCUUGAUUGCCGCACUCACGCCUGGGAGCCCACCCCGAGCAUGCGCGUCUCCCGCGAGUUCGCCGCCACUGGAGUCUUCGACGACAAGGUCUACGUCAUCGGGGGCUGCGUGGUCGACUCGUGGGUACGGUCCAAGAACUGGGCAGAGGUUUUUGACCCGAAGUUAGGGGAAUGGAAUUCGGUUCCUAGUCCGAUUGAAACCCGCGAUAAAUGGAUGCACGCCAGUGCUGUUAUCGACGGGAAGAUAUACGCGAUGGCUGAUAGAAACGGUGUGUUUUACGAGGCGAGCAGUGGGUGUUGGGGAGUGGCGGAGUCUGAGCUGGAUUUGGGAUGGAGAGGGAGAGCGUGCGUCAUUGAUGGGGUGUUGUAUUGCUAUGAUUAUUUGGGGAAGAUAAGGGGGUAUGAUGCAAAAGAGGGAGCUUGGAGGGAGUUGAGGGGUGUGGAGAAGGGCUUGCCAAGGUUCUUGUGCGGUGCUACAAUGGCAAAUUUUGGUGGGAAAUUGGUGGUGGUGUGGGAGGGCGUAGAGAGGGGAGGAAGUGGGAGUAAGAAGGAAAUUGAUGUUUGGUGUGCAGAAAUUGAGGUAGAGAAGGGCAAGGGAGGAGAGCUGUGUGGAAAUAUCAAGUGGUGUGAUGUUGUGCUUACUGUUCCUUCUGGCUCGUCUAUUGUGCAUUGCUCGGCAGUUACAUUGUGAGGUUGUGUUUAUUAUGGCUGGUGUUCUGUUGGAGUUAUCUAUCAUAAAGAUGGACGUGGAGGAUUCGGGCUUGGAAACAGCCAGCAAACUUCAGAUCCUAGCCCCAUGACUUUGGUGUUAAGAUGUCAUCUGAUGAAAUCCUGCUGCUUUCUUAUUGAGGAUCCGGAAACAUGUAUCUCCAGAUCUUGGUCAAGCCUACUCACUCAAACCUAUUUAUUAGAAGUUUAUGGUGAUUCUCAUUAUAUGCUUUAUGCAAAAUAAAGGAGUCAGUCAAGUAGUGCUCCUUGUCUCCUUGUACCUGUGUAUGCCCUUUGCAAAUUGUGCUCUUUGCACUGCAAAACUAGCGAGUUACGAGCAACCUUGAAGAAACUUCUCACGUAAGUUGGGGCAUAUUUUAGUUGUACAACUUGUGACAUCCUGAUUUAUGUACC
This is a messenger RNA of Rubroshorea leprosula, 1581 nucleotides long. Lineage: Eukaryota; Viridiplantae; Streptophyta; Magnoliopsida; Malvales; Dipterocarpaceae. The record is from the annotation of a GenBank genome assembly.